AUCAUCAAGGACCAGAAGCUGCUCGUGAUCGUCGGGGGCAUGCUGCUCAUUGACGUCUGCAUCCUCAUCUGCUGGCAGGCUGUGGACCCCCUGAGAAGGACGGUGGAGCGGUACCGCGUGGAGCCGGACCCAGCAGGACGGGACAUCUCCAUCCGGCCUCUCCUGGAGCACUGUGAGAACACCCACAUGACCAUCUGGCUUGGCAUCGUCUACGCCUAUAAGGGGCUUCUCAUGUUGUUCGGCUGCUUCUUGGCUUGGGAGACCCGAAAUGUCAGCAUCCCCGCGCUCAACGACAGCAAGUACAUCGGGAUGAGUGUCUACAAUGUGGGCAUCAUGUGCAUCAUCGGGGCAGCCGUUUCCUUCCUGACCCGGGACCAGCCAAACGUGCAGUUCUGCAUCGUGGCCCUGGUCAUCAUCUUCUGCAGCACCAUCACCCUCUGCCUGGUGUUUGUGCCAAAGCUCAUCACUCUGAGAACAAACCCAGACGCAGCCACUCAGAACAGACGAUUCCAGUUCACUCAGAAUCAGAAGAAAGAAGAUUCUAAAACCUCCACCUCAGUCACCAGCGUGAACCAAGCAAGCACAUCCCGCCUGGAGGGCCUGCAGUCAGAAAACCAUCACCUGCGCAUGAAGAUCACAGAGCUGGACAAAGACUUGGAGGAGGUCACCAUGCAGCUGCAGGACACACCAGAAAAGACCACCUACAUUAAACAGAACCACUACCAAGAGCUCAACGACAUCCUCAGCCUGGGGAACUUCACCGAGAGCACAGGUAGGGGGUGGCGGGACCCUGGGUACGAGGGGUUUUACAGCUGAAGACGCUGAGGCUCAGAGGGGCGGUGCAGGGCAGGCCUGAAGCCCCACAGGCCGCGCUGGAGGGUCUGAAACCCAUGACUUUUGAGCACAGUUCAGGGUUUGGAGCCCCACCUGGGGACCCACCUACACACAGCGCUUCUGUCCCUCAGUCCCCCAGGCUUCAGCUCCACGUGUCCACAGCACUGCCGGUAUUCCCGGUGUUCUGACUAGGGGCACGCUGUUCUUAGUGAAUAAGGUACUCAGACUUCUCCCAGCGUUACAGUUUCAAACACACCUCAUCCAUGUACAGGAAAGGGAUAGUCUGUAAGAUGACAUGACGCUCAAUCCCACCAACCACUUGAAGAACAACAGUCCAUUUUUUGCCUACAUUUAGGCAAAAUUUUUUAAAAGGGCACCAGUGUUGCUAAGAGCAUACAGAAAUGGACAUUUUCCUGCAAUGUUCUGGAAGUUGAUCUGGUGCUCUCUAAAUGUCAGGUGUUAAGCUCAUUCACUAGUGACUCCCCUAGCAAGAGGCUGCCACUUGGAAACA
Molecule: messenger RNA, 1345 nt
Organism: Odocoileus virginianus texanus
Lineage: Eukaryota; Metazoa; Chordata; Mammalia; Artiodactyla; Cervidae
Source: RefSeq, a predicted model, not a curated record